CACUACGGCUCCCGGCGCGCGCCGCGCCGCGCGGGGGCUGCUGGGAGUUGUAGUCUGCCCCCCCCACAGCCGCACUACGGCUCCCGGCGCGCCCCGCGCCCGGCCCCGCCCCCGCAGCGGAGCCGAGCGGGCCGCUCGCCGCGCCGGGGCCAUGGAGGAGGAGGAGGAGAAGCCGCGGCCGCCGGGGCGGGAGGAGGCGGCGGGGCCCGGCGAGGAGCCGGGGGGGCCCGGCGAGGCCCCCGCCGAGGCCGAAGGCUGCCAGCGGGGCCCGCUCUGCCCCGCGCAGGUCCUCGUGAAGGCGCUGCAGCGCGCCGUGAGCGGCGGCUUCCCGGGCGAGCGGCGCGACUGGGCCGGCGAUAAAGCCGCCGCCGCGAGGAAGAGGAUGGCGAUGGCCCGGCAGCCGCGGUGCUGGGGACCCCGCGCCGAGGGCGGCCCGGUUUCGGAGGCGCCGGGCGGCCUCGCGGGGGCCCUCGACCAGCUGCAGCAGACGUGUUUGGCCUCGCUGCGGGCCCAGCUGCUGCUCGGCUCCGCUGCCGCCGCCGCCGGCGGGGAGGGCGACGGUGACCUGGAGGAGGUGGAGCUGGUGGCCGAGGUCCGCGUGGGCGACGUGGCCGCCGCCUCGGGGCUCCUGCGCCGCGAGCGGCCCUGGAGGGCCCCCAAAGGAGGCCGGGUGCCGGGCUCGUCGGCGCGGCGCUGGCGAGCCCCCGGCGGCCCCCCGGCCCCCCCGGGCGGCCCCCCGGGCGCCCCCCCGGCCCCGCCGCUGCCGCCCCCCCGGCGGCCCCGCCGCGGCCCCCCCCCGACGCCGGGCCGGCCCCGGCGGCCCCGGGGCCCCCGCGCCGCCGUGCUGGGCGCCGGCCCCCCCCCGGGGCAGCAGCGCCCGCAGGGACCCCCCGCCGCCGGCAGCCGCGAGGAGCCCCGGGCGCCGCCGCCGCCCGCCAGCGCCCUGGAGAAGGCCGACUCCUCCUCGUCCUCCUCCUCCUCGUCUUCGUCCCGCUCGUCCUCCUCCUCCUCCUCCUCCUCGUCGGCGGCCUCGCAGCCCGGCGCGCCGCCCGCCUGCCUGCCCCGCUCGCCCGCCCUCGAUAUUUAUGACCCCUUCCACCCCACGGACGAGGACGGCGGCGGCGGGGACGCGGCCUACGGCGCCUCGCCCCCCAAGGAGCCCCCCGGGCGGCAGGACCAGAAGUACGACCCCUUCGACCCCACCGGCUCCAACCCCAGCUCGUCCCGCAGCAGCCCCAGCCCCGACGAGGACGACGACGAGGAGGAGGAGGACGAGGAGGAGGAGGAGGAGGACGACGACGACGCGGCCGCCGCCGCCGCCGCCGCCCGGCCCGACAUGUCGCACAGCAUCAGCCGCAUCUCGGAGACGCUGGCCGGCAUCUACGACGACAACAGCCUCAGCCAGGACUUCCCGGGCUCCGAGAAGGGCCCGGAGGAGGCCGAGCCCGGCCCCGGCCCCGCCGCCCGGCCCCCGCGGCCCGACAAGGCGCCCGCCGAGCCCUCGGCGGCCAAGGAGCCGCCGCCGGGCGCCGACUCCACGCUGCCCGAGGAGGAGAACGGCUCGGAGCAGUCGGACGGCGCCGAGCCGCAGCCGCAGCCGCGCCGGCGCGUCUUCGUUGUCGACCUGGCCGCCAAGAGCCGCUCGGAGGCCGAGGCCAACCCGCAGCUGGAGGGCAAGGUGUCGCUGGAGGUGGUGACGGCCGGCAACGCCAAGGCGCCGCGCGACAAGGGCCCCCGGGGCGGGCGGCGGCGGGGCGGGCGGCGGGCGCCGCCGGCCUGGGCCGGCGCCGAGGGCGACUCGGAGAUCGAGGAGGGCGAGAUCGUGCAGCCCGAGGACGAGCGCUACAGCCCCAUCCGCCUCUUCCGGAGCCGGUGCCGGGCGGCGGAGCCGCGGGCGCUGCCGCGGCUGCCCGAGGGCGACGACUUCCUCUCGCUGCACGCCGAGUCGGACGAGGAGGCGGCGCUGCAGGCCGACUUCGGCGACAGCCAGCCCGACCCGCGCUGGAAGGGCACCGACCUGCGCCGCAAGAUCCUCACGCAGCGGCGCGAGCGCUUCCGGCCGCCCUCGCAGCCCCGCUCGGCCUCCAGCUCCGGCUCGCGCAAGAAGAGCAAGCGCUCGCGGGAGCGCAAGGAGCCGCGGGCGCCGGCGUGGCCGGCCAAGAAGGCCUCCGAGUCGCGCUCCAAGUCCAAGGAGCGCCGGCGCUCCCGCUCGCGCCACCGCGGCUCCCGCUCCCGCUCCCGCCGGCGCUCCUGGUCGCCGGCCGGCGGCGGCGGCGUCUCCGUCUCCGCCGUGGGCUCCGACCGCCGCCGGCGCCGCUCCAAGUCGCGGGAGAAGCGCCGGGGCCGGCGCUCGCGCUCGGGCAGCAGCGGCGGCGACCGGGCCCGGCGGCCGCGGCACAAGGAGAAGCACCGCGGCGAGGGCAAGAAGAAGAAGAAGCAGCGGUCGCGGUCGCGCGAGAAGCGCCCGGCGCGCCGGGCCUCCCGCGACAAGGAGCGCGAGGCCCAUGCGCUGGAGGAGGCCAAAGCGGAGAAGGCGGCGGCGGCGGCGGGGGGCGAGCGGCGGCGCGACGCCCGCGCCGUGGUGCCGCCCUCCAUCCAGGAGCUCAACGACGCCGACCUCUUCACCAUCAAGAGGACCAUCACGGUGAGCCGGCAGCAGGGCACGCCGGAGCCCGCCAAGCGCGAGGUGCUCUACGACUCGGAGGGGCUGAGCUUCGAGGGCUUCUCCGACCGCGAGCCCCCCGAGCCGCCCGCGCCGCCCCGGGGCCACGCGGCCGCCGGCAAGGGGGAGGCCGGGGCGGCGCGCAAGGCCGAGGAGCCGGCCAAGGGCAAGGCGGGCAAGGAGAAGGAGCGCAAGCGGGGCUACGCCGAGGAGCGCCCGGCCGCCCGCGACAAGUACAAGAAGAAGUUCAAGGAGGGCCCCGGGCGCCCGGCGCCGGAGGCGGCCAAGGCGGAGAAGGAGAAGCCGCGCGCCGAGCGGGACAAGGCGCCGCGCAAGGCCAAGGCCGGGCACAAGGAGGGCGGCAAGGGCGGCGCGGCGCGCAAGGUGAAGCUGCAGUCCAAGGUGGCCGUGCUCAUCCGCGAGGGCGUCAGCUCCACCACCGCCUCCGUCAAGGAGGCCGGCUCCAUCGGCGUCAAGUUCAGCCGCGACACCGAGAGCCGCUCGCCCUUCCUCAAGGCCGAGGAGAAGGCGGCGGCGGCGGCCGAGGCCAAGGCGGGCGGCAAGGCGGAGCCGGCCGACGGCAAGGAGCCCGGCGGCAAGGCCAAGAAGGCCAAGACGGUCAAGGCCAAGACGGGCCUCAAGAAGGCCAAGGGCGCCGGCGGCAAGGCCAAGGGCGCCGGCGAGGCCAAGAAGAAGAAGAAGACCAAGCCCAAGGGCUCGCUGAAGAAGUCCAAGGCGGACAGCUGCAGCCAAGGGGCCGGCAGCCCCCCGCCGCGGCCCCCCGCCAAGGACGAGGCGCCCUGGGCCGGCCCCGAGAAGGCGGCCGGCGGCGCCAAGCCCCCGAGCCCGGCCAAGCCGCCGGCGCCGCCGGCCGAGCAGGAGCUGACGCCCGACUCGCAGACCGUCGACAGCAGCUGCAAGACGCCCGACGUCUCCUUCCUCGCCGAGGAGGAGGGCGGCGGCGGCGGCGCGGUGACGGCGGCGGCGGGAGCCGGGGGGGCCGCGGAGGCGGCGGCGGGGGAGCCGCAGGCCGACAGCCGCUCGGAGGCCAAGGAGGAGCCGGGGCGGCCCCUGCCCCCCCCGCCGCCCCCCGCCGCCCCCCUGGCCUGGAACCUGCCCGGCGGCGUCGACUGCACCACCAGCGGCGUCCUGGCACUGACAGCUCUGCUCUUCAAGAUGGAGGAGGCCAACCUGGCGAGCCGGGCCAAGGCGCAGGAGCUCAUCCAGGCCACCAACCAGAUCCUGAGCCACGCCAAGCCGCCGGCGGCCCCGGGGGCCCCCCCGCCGCCAGCGCCCGCCGCCCCGGCACCCGCGCCCCCGGCGCCCCCCCCCUUCCUGCUGCACGGGGCCCUGCCGCUGGGGGGGGGCCCCCCCGUGCCCCCCGGCCCCCCGGCGCUGCCCGGCCUCGGUGGCCCCGCGGUGGCCGCGGCGGUGGCCCCCGGCGGUGGCCCCGGGCCCCUCUACGGCGCCGCGUCCGAAGGCGGCAAGAGGGACGGGAGCGUCAGCUCCGAGGGACGCGGGGACACCGAUAAGUACCUGAAGAAGCUGCACACGCAGGAGCGGGCGGUGGAGGAGGUCAAGUUGGCCAUCAAGCCCUACUACCAGAAGAAGGAGAUCACCAAGGACGAGUACAAGGACAUCCUGCGCAAAGCUGUGCACAAGAUCUGUCACAGCAGGAGCGGGGAGAUCAACCCGGUGAAGGUGACCAACCUGGUGACGGCCUACGUGCAGCGCUACAAGUACUUCCGCAAGCGGGGCCGGCGGCCCGAGGAGGAGCCCGGCCCGGGGGGGCCCCCCAAGGAGCUGGGGGGGCCCCUGGACAAAGCCCCCCUGCCCAUGCCCCCGCUCUGAGCCUCCGGGGGGGCCCCCACCCCCCCAAAAAAACACCCCCCCCCCCCCACAGACUCGGUUUUACUUUGUAAAUACGCGCUGGAGACGGGGAACCCCCCCCCCUUCCCCCCCCCGGUUGGGUUUUUUUUUUUGGGGGGGGGGUGGGGGUGGAAUUGGGGACCCCCCCCGGUGUCCCCCCCCUUCCCCCCCCUCCCCACGCGCCUGUCACAUUUGGUUUUACUUAUUUAGCAUGGAUUUUUUGCCCCCCCCCCCCCCAAAACCCUGUACCCCCCCCCUUCAUAAACUGCCUUUAGCCACUUG
Molecule: messenger RNA, 4813 nt
Organism: Dromaius novaehollandiae (emu)
Lineage: Eukaryota; Metazoa; Chordata; Aves; Casuariiformes; Dromaiidae
Gene: SCAF1
Product: SR-related CTD associated factor 1
Exons: 11
Coding region: 152-4513 (1453 amino acids)
Molecular function (GO): RNA polymerase II C-terminal domain binding
Source: RefSeq, a predicted model, not a curated record